Messenger RNA from Protopolystoma xenopodis, 720 nucleotides. The record is from the annotation of a GenBank genome assembly. Lineage: Eukaryota; Metazoa; Platyhelminthes; Monogenea; Polystomatidea; Polystomatidae.
AUGAGUUCUAGCUCUGAUGAUGUCCUUCAUAGGUUGCACGAAUGCUCAGCCUGUUUACCUCCUAAACGAGGGAGGAUGUCUUGUGCACUGCGUCAACCUGAGCGUCGUAUCAAAACCAAACGGCUGCAGUACAACAGGAUUCAACCGUCGUCUUUGGUUAAGGACUCAGCCACUCACAAUCUCCAGGUUUCCCAGACCCAAUCUACUCUGGUAUCCACCACGCAAUCACUUCUGGAUCUGCAGAACAAACUUACCAGUCUAACAACAAGUUUUGAGAUCGGGUUGUCCGACACUAGAAACAAAGCAGACAGCACUGACUCUGAACUACGCCAUUUGGUUAGUCAGUUGGACCAGCUUACCGUAAAUCAAGGUCUCCUGCGUCAACAACAGCUGAAGGACACCCAAAGAUUGGAUGCCAUUAAGCAUUCUACCGACGCGCUCAAUCUAGCCAUUGGUUCGGAGGCCUUUGAUUUUCUCAAUCACAGUGUUCUUGAUGAGCUAACCAAAUCAGCGGCUCUCCAGGCAAAUGAAUUGUCACAGCUUAGGGAUCGGCUGGCACAAAUGAGUCAGGCCGAGGCACAGGCCCGCAUAUUCUGGCAGCAGGAGUGGAUGGUCGAGCGGGACAAGUUGGUUCAAUCAGCUAAUUCCUUUAGUGCCAUUCUGGAAGAUGAUAGAAACCGAACGUUAAAGAAGGCAAGGAGGAUGAAAUCUUAUUUCUGA